UGUAUUUAUCUGGGUUGUACAAUUUGACUCAUUGCGAAUUUUAUUUAGUCAGAAAUUUUCGCAAAGAAAUUGAUCUAAAUAUUUACUCUCUCUCUCUUUCCGAUAAGACCACAACAUAGGAAAUUGUACCCGGUCGCCGUCAUCCACCCAAUGAGGGAUUACCAACCAAUCGGCAUGAUAACCGGUGAUAACAAGGGUGAUAAGAGGAUAUCUGGUCUACUUAUAUACAUAUUUGUUGCAUAUAAUAUAUAUGCGAAACACUAAAAACUUAUCACACAGUCAUCAUCACCACGACAAAUGAGACGACGUUCCGUAGCAAAUAAUUUAGGUCAAAUACUUACCUUCUAAAAAAUUUUGAGCCUGGUUUUAAAAUUUGAUUUUUAUUAACUUGAAAACAUAUUGUCAGGAACAAUUUAAAGUUUGUAGACUGCUAUAAAUUUCUUGGAAAUAUUGUGAAGAAUGAAGCAGGGAAGAAAUGAUGAGAACGUCGGGGUCCUUCAAAACUUUGUGGUCUCGGUGUGGGCGAUGAUUUGGAAGUUUAAAAUCGUCAUUGUCCUCUUAAUCGUUUUGUACUUGAUACACUACAAUUUCUUGAGGGAGUACAAAUCCAGGGAGGAAUUAUUCGCAGAUGGGUGUUUGGAAGGUACGAAAUAUGUGGAGGACAAUUUCGCCAAUUUGGAUCAGAUGGACCCCGAGCUUGUGCGGUACGUGAGGACGAGAUAUCUCAUCCCACCGACAUCGCCGAAUGUUCCGUAUCAUUUUAAAAAUCCUGGAAAGGAUAUAAAAACCGGACAUGGACAAUGGGUCAGGAAAUAUUUGAAAGAUAAGAGGGGCGGCGUAUUUAUCGAGGCUGGCGCAAAUGAGGGCGAAUUUCACUCGCACACUCUCGAACUGGAAAUGGAACUGGGUUGGAGCGGCCUUUUAAUCGAGUGCAAUCCAACCGUGACGCCGUAUCUGAGGUCAAAAAGAAGGAAAGCGUGGGUUGCAGGCGUUUGCAUCUCGACCGGAAAUAGACCCGCCGUGUUAAACUUCUCCAACCCGGAAGGAUGGACGUACAGCGGUCGAAUCGGUCCCGCAUGGAACCUUCCGGUGGCGUCGAAUUGGACUUAUUUCGACGUAGAAAGCGUUCCCCUCUACACCAUCAUUGCUGCCGCAGGAUAUAAAGAAAUUGACUUUUUUAGCUUUGACGUGGAAGGAAUUGAAUUCGAAAUUCUGAGACAGUUUCCCUUCGAUAGGAUUGUAUUUAAGCUCAUAAUUAUGGAGGUGCAAUUUAUCGACCAAACUAAACGAGAUGAACUUGAAGCCUUUAUGAAGUCGAAAGGGUACAGUGCUGUGGAGAAGCAGGGAUUGGACCAUAUUUAUAAACAUGAAAGUUUAAUUGUAGACUGAUCAGGAAUUGUGGAUUCAAGAUAUUUUGAAAUUAUGUAUAUCUUGAAAUAUUAUUUAAUUUAAUUUAAAUAAAUAGUUAUUUAUAAGAAAUUUAUUUACUUAAAUUAAAAGUCUUGGGAAGUCAAAAAUUGUGAUCAGUGUAUAAAUAAAUAUUUACAUAUAUUUUGUUUGAUUUUGUGUGGUUGAAAAAUUAUAAUUUUGUACGCAAGUAGCGAUUCGAUAAGAAAUAUACUGCAUGAAAAAUCCAUCGA
Folsomia candida is the source of this 1640-nucleotide messenger RNA. Its product is annotated as protein Star. The transcript is spliced from 5 exons. The record is from RefSeq and is a predicted model, not a curated record. NCBI's taxonomy places the organism in Eukaryota, Metazoa, Arthropoda, Collembola, Entomobryomorpha, Isotomidae. Bases 460 to 1389 code for a protein of 309 amino acids.